AUAUUGUUAGUAUGAGUUCCAUUGACGAUGCAGGUUUUGAAAAUGUGGCUCUAGAUGAUGAUAAGACACCAAGAACCCCAAACAGUGAUGAUGAUUUUGAUGAUGACUUGGGUGUUCCACACUCUCUUAUGAUUGUGUCUGUAGAAGGAACUCCAAUUGUUGUUGAAAGAAAAGAUGAUAGAGAUAACACCAACAAAGGUAAAAUAGCUUACAGUGCAAUUUACAGACCCACAUUAAAAUUUAGUUCCUACAACAGAAAGAUUUUUAUACCUGAAGUUGAAAUCAAUGCCACAAUAGUUGAUUAUGAAAGGAACCUCACUUCCCACUUUUUAAAUCCCAAUUUAUACACAAUAAGUUUUAAACAUGGAGAUUUUGUUUGGAAAAUUAAAAAGAGAUACAAUCAAAUACAGCAUCUUCACCAACAGCUUGUCCUGUUCAGGACCUCUUUAAACAUCCCUUUCCCUACCAAGACACACAGGGAAAAACGAGAGAGUUUUCGCAAUAAAAAGCCUAAGGGGACCUUACCAAGAUUUCCAAAGAAGCCUGAAGUAUUAGUUUCCUAUGAAAGAAUUGACCAAAGAAUCAAGCAACUAGAAGAGUAUUUAAAUAAUUUAUUGUCCAUUAGCAUUUACAGAACUCAUCCAGAGACAAUAGCAUUUCUUGAAGUCUCCCACUUGUCAUUCAUUGAUGGCUUAGGCAUAAAGGGCAAAGAGGGAUUUGUAAAAAAAGGAUCUGGUAGCACGAGGGGCUGUUGUAACUGUAUGGGUUGCAUUAACAGCACAUUCUGUAUAAGAUGUUCUCAUAGAUGCAACGACUUUUGGUGUACCAGAUGGCUAAACAGGUGGUUCUUUGUGAAAGACACUUGUUUCGGUUAUAUAGACCCAAAAGAUGGUCGAAUAAAAUGCGUUGUUCUAUUCGACCAAGGGUUUGAAGUGUCCUUUGGUAUGUAUGCCACAGGUUUACAUACCGGUUUACAACUUGUCACUUUGUCUAGGCAAAUUGUCAUUAAAUGUGGAACUCGAAGACAUGCUAAAGAAUGGCAAGAGGCACUGAAAGAAUCUGCAAACUUCUUAGCAAAAGAUUUUACUCAACUUAAUCAACACCAUUCGUUUGCCCCUAUUAGAAACAAUAUUAUAGCCUCAUGGUUUGUUGAUGGGGCUACUUACAUGGAAGCUGUAGCAGACGCCAUUGAAUCUGCUAAAGAAGAGGUCUUUAUAGCAGAUUGGUGGCUUAGCCCUGAAAUAUAUUUAAAAAGACCUGCCGUAGACGGCGAUUACUGGAGACUCGAUAAGCUCCUAAAGCGAAAAGCUAAGCAAGGAGUAAAAAUAUUCGUUCUUUUAUAUAAAGAAGUAGAAAUGGCGUUGGGAUUAAACAGUUAUUAUAGUAAGCAAAAAUUAACAGAAGAUUGCGAUGACAACAUUAAAGUUCUCAGACAUCCUGAUCACGCAAAAGUGGGAGUCUUUUUGUGGGCUCAUCACGAAAAAAUUGUGGUAGUAGACCAAACGUUCGCCUUUUUAGGAGGCAUCGACUUAUGCUACGGUAGAUGGGACGACAACCAACACAGACUGACUGCUGAGUGGUGUGUCACACAACCAACAGUUGACGUAUCCACUUUAAGAAAAAAAUCUUCUAGUGUUCCUGGGGGUGAACCCAUCUAUCCUAUCCCUGUUCCUUACUACAAAAGAGCCUGUGAAUUGCCAGACACCCCAGAUGAGGACUAUCAAGAAUCCAGUUCCUCCUCAGAGGCCACAAUUCCACAGCUGGCCCCUGGCGAUCACUUGUUGCUUCCCAACAUGAAUACAAGUACUGUAAAGUGUAACACUCCUGAAAUGGAACGAAAAAACGUACUUUCAACCAUAAAAAAUAAGGGCACGAACCUUAUAAAGAUGAUCUACUCGCCAAAUGAAGACUCAGUGGAAUGUUCGGGGGUAGAAGGUGGCGAUAAAAUUGAAGCAAACGGGACUGUAAUGCUUCAGGAACCGCAGGAAGAUUUGAGGAAUUUGGAUGGAUCAGCAAAGUUCUGGAUUGGAAAAGAUUAUGUCAAUUUUAUUGUGAAGGAUUUUACGAAUCUCGACUCUCCUUUUACGGAUUUCAUAGAUCGUGUAACGACUCCUAGAAUGCCUUGGCACGACGUAGGAGUUUGCGUACAAAAAGCUGCAGCAAGGGACGUUGCCAGGCAUUUUAUACAAAGAUGGAAUGCCACAAAACUAGAAAAAGCCAAAUUUAAUCCCUCUUACCCUUAUCUUUUACCAAAGAGUUACGAUUUUAAGACUAAUAUACCAGAAAUUCUGACCCAUAAUACUCAUACUGUUACAUGUCAGGUCCUUCGAAGUUGCAGUACAUGGUCUAUAGGAUUUUUAGAACCAGACACAGUCGAACAAAGCAUCCAUGAAGCUUACAUUGACAUCAUAACACGUUCACAACAUUACAUUUAUAUAGAAAAUCAAUUUUUUAUUACCUUGCCUUACUCGAACCCAAACACAAGAAAUCAGAUUGCUGAGGCACUCUUCAAGAGGAUCUUAAGGGCUCAUAAAGAAAAGGCAGUCUUCAGGGUGUACGUGGUAAUGCCUCUCUUGCCAGCAUUUGAAGGUGAAAUUGGUGAUGCAACAGGAACUUCUUUACACACUAUUACUCAUUGGAAUUAUUUGUCUAUUUGCAGGGGUAAAGAUUCGUUGCUGAAUAGACUAAAAGAGGCAGGAGUAUCAGAUCCUUCACAAUACAUUAAUUUUUAUGGUCUCAGAACUCAUUCCAAGUUAAAUGGCGAACCUAUUACAGAACUUGUUUAUGUACAUUCAAAAUUGAUGAUUGUCGAUGAUAAGAUGGUUAUUUGCGGUUCUGCCAAUAUUAAUGACCGAUCAUUGAUAGGAAAGCGUGACUCAGAAAUUGCAGUUUUGAUAGAGGACGAAACAUUCGACGAGGGUGCAAUGAAUGGAGAGUGUUUCCCAAGUGGAAAAUUUGCCGGAGGCUUGAGGAGACAAUUAUUCAAAGAACAUUUAGGUUUACUUGGCAAAGAAAAUGAAUGCAUAGAUAUCGACAUAACGGAUCCCAUUAGCGAACAGUUCUACAAAAAUGUCUGGUAUGAAAAGGCUAAAUUAAACACAUCCUUUUACGAAAAAGUCUUCCACUGUAUACCCAGCGAUAGGGUUGAAAAUUUUGCAUCCCUUAAAGAAAUCCAACAGGAACUGCCCCUCUACUCUUCCGAAGUGUCGAGAGCUGAAAAGAUGCUGGAAAGUAUCGAGGGUAAUUUGGUACUUCUCCCUCUCAAUUUCUUAAGUAAAGAGGUGCUAACUCCAGCUCCUGGUAGUUUUGAGGGUAUGAUGCCAACAAGUCUGUGGACUUAACAAAAUAGAGGCCUAUUUUUUGAUAUUGUACUUUUUAAUAUCACAAAAUAUUUUUAUGCGUACUUUUGCUAGUUUUAAAAAAAAGUGCAAUUUGUUGUUUCUGUGUGUAUAUUAAUGUAGCCAAUGCGAUAUUAUUAGUUGCACAUAUUUUUUUUACAUGGAAAGUAAUUUUAAGUUAUUUUAAACGACGACUUAAUAUUUAUUGUACAGUAUUAGAAUUUGCUAAAGAUUUUUCCCGUCCUUAUUUCGUAAAAUACACAAUUCCAUGUAACAAACACGAAUAUGAAACAAAAGCAUUUCAUUGUUAUCAGUAUUGGUAAUUAUGCAGAUGAUGAGACUAAAGGUUGAAGGAGGGGAAAUUAGUGAAGGGGGUGGAUAUGUCCUUGAAGAAACACUAAAAGUGUUCGGCGAAGGAGUUGGAGGGAUGUCAACGUCACUACCUUCAAAUGUGUUUUUUAGUGUUUUUCAAGGUCAUCCCCACCCCUUCGCUCAUUUACCCCCCCC
This is a messenger RNA of Agrilus planipennis (emerald ash borer), 3845 nucleotides long. Its product is annotated as phospholipase D2. Gene Ontology annotation, molecular function: D-type glycerophospholipase activity; phosphatidylinositol binding. Lineage: Eukaryota; Metazoa; Arthropoda; Insecta; Coleoptera; Buprestidae. Gene Ontology annotation, biological process: intracellular signal transduction; phosphatidic acid biosynthetic process; cell motility. The record is from RefSeq and is a predicted model, not a curated record.